Molecule: messenger RNA, 438 nt
Organism: Opisthorchis viverrini
Lineage: Eukaryota; Metazoa; Platyhelminthes; Trematoda; Opisthorchiida; Opisthorchiidae
Exons: 1
Source: RefSeq, a predicted model, not a curated record
UGUCCACCGGAUGCGAAACUCCAAUGGUCAUCGACGCUGAUUGACUGCUUUGUGCGUUGGCUUCUGGUCACACCUUGUGUCACUUCGAAACCGCAUCAUUCUUCCAUUCAGCGAGACCCAAUAACUACGGGAAGCCCCAAAGCCACAGCACGGCAAACAUCCUCACCUGGAUCCUCAGGGAAUAUUCUCCUAGGCACUUUGUUAUGUAGUGUUCAAACCGAAGACGAGGAAGCUUUAUCAUCGCUUUCGUUCUCUGCAUCAUUAUGGAGACCUAGUCUGGCAAGCUUGAACGCAAUGAUUGAGGUUGGUCCUGGCCCACUUCAUGCUGUUUUGUACAUGUUGUAUGGCGAACAGUUGGCUGACGAAGUAGAUUUCGAUUGUUAUCAUUGGGUCGACUGCGUUUCAGAGUAUUACACACUAUGUAAAAAUUUGCUUCCC